CUCUCUAACAACACAGGCAUGGCUCUUCAGGUGCUGCUGUGGGCAUGCGCGCUGCUGGGCGCAGCCAGUGCUGGCUACCUGGGCGCGCCCGCCGUCUCCUACUCUGCGGCACCUGCGCUGCGGGGAUCGGCUCUGGGUCUGGGACUCGCAGGUUCUCCACUUGGAGCUGGUGCUGGCACUGCUGCAGCUGCGGCAGCUGCAUCUGCUGCUGCGAGACUGGCUGCCGCCAGGUUUCCAGCUGCUGGUCUGCCGGCCUAUGCCGGAGUCGCCCCUGGCUAUGCUGGUGUAGCUCCAGGCUACGCUGGAGUCGCCCCUGGCUAUGCCGGUCUGGCCGCUGCACGCUACGCUGGUCUGGGCCGCCUGGCCGGUGGGCUGCCCGCUGAACUGGCUGACCCGUACUACGACCCCAACCCCCAGUACAGCUUCAGCUACAGGGUCAGCGACGCCCUGACCGGCGACGCCAAGCAGCAGCAGGAGAGCCGCAGCGGCGACGUGGUCGAGGGCAGCUACAGCCUGGUCGAGCCCGACGGCAGCGUCCGCACGGUGGACUACACGGCCGCCCCUGGCGUCGGUUUUAACGCCGUGGUCUCAAAGAGCGCCGCUCCUCCUGGAUCGCCUGCUGCUGCCGCUGCAGCCACUGUGCAGUACCAGGUGUUGGAGGCUACCAACUGUCCCCAGCAGCUGCUGCUGGAGUGUAUGGCGCGCCCCUCAAGACUGCACAUGCUGCUCUUUCCACACCACACGCCAAGGUCCACUACUGAUUAUCCCACCGGCUAA
Molecule: messenger RNA, 777 nt
Organism: Schistocerca americana (American grasshopper)
Lineage: Eukaryota; Metazoa; Arthropoda; Insecta; Orthoptera; Acrididae
Product: cuticle protein 21-like
Exons: 4
Coding region: 19-777 (252 amino acids)
Cellular component (GO): extracellular matrix
Source: RefSeq, a predicted model, not a curated record